This is a messenger RNA of Mizuhopecten yessoensis (Yesso scallop), 3849 nucleotides long. RefSeq names its product dentin sialophosphoprotein-like. The coding region runs from base 1 to 3849 and encodes 1282 amino acids. Lineage: Eukaryota; Metazoa; Mollusca; Bivalvia; Pectinida; Pectinidae. The record is from RefSeq and is a predicted model, not a curated record. The transcript has 3 exons.
AUGGUGUCACGAAUACGGGCCAAGGAUGAGAAAUCAGUGGCAUUGUUGCGAAGGACAAGAAGUGAUACUCUAAACAAACCUGGUAGUGAUACUUCUAACAAACCUGGUAGUGAUACUACAAGCAGCAGUGGUCGUGAUACUCCAAACAAACCUGGUCGUGAUACUCCAAACAAACCUGGUAGUGGUAGUGAUACUACAAGCAACAGUGGUUGUGAUACUCCAAACAAACCUGGUAUUGAUACUCCAAACAAACCUAGUAGUGAUACUCCAAACAAACCUGGCAGUGAUACUUCAAACAAACCUGGUAGUGAUACUCCAAACAACAGUGGUAGUGAUACUCCAAACAAAUCUGGUAUUGAUACUCCAAACAAACCUGGUAGUGAUACUUCAAACAACAGUGGUAGUGAUACUCCAAACAAACCUGGUAGUGAUACUACAAGCAACAGUGGUCGUGAUACUCCAAACAAACCUGGUAUUGAUACUCCAAACAAACCUAGUAGUGAUACUCCAAACAAACCUGGUAGUGAUACUCCAAAAAAAACUGGCAUUGAUACCCCGAACAACAGUGGUCGUGAUACUCCAAACAAACCUGGUAUUGAUACUCCAAACAAACCUGGUAGUGAUACUCCAAAUAACAGUCGAUAUGAUACUCCAAACAAACCUGGUAGUGAUACUCCAAACAACAGUCGAUAUGAUACUCCAAACAAACCUGGUAGUGAUACUCAAAACAACAGUGGUAGUGAUACUCCAAACAACAGUGGUAGUGAUACUCCAAACAAACCUGGUCGUGAUACUCCAAACAAACCUGGUAGUGAUACUCCAAACAAACCUGGUAGUGAUACUUCAAACAAACCUGGGAGUGAUAAUCCAAACAACAGUGGUAGUGAUACUCCAAACAAACCUGGUCGUGAUACUCAAAACAAACCUGGUAGUGAUACUCAAAACAAACCUGGGAGUGAUACUCCAAACAACAGUGGUAGUGAUACUCCAAACAACCCUGGUAGUGAUACUCAAAACAAACCUGGUCGUGAUGCUCAAAACAAACCUGGUAUUGAUACUCCAAACAAACCUGGUAGUGAUACUCCAAACAACACUGGUAGUGAUACUCAAAACAAACCUGGUCGUGAUGCUCAAAACAAACCUGGUAGUGAUACUCCAAACAAACCUGGUAGUGAUACUUCAAACAAACCUGGUAGUGAUACUCAAAACAAACCUGGUAGUGAUACUCCAAACAACACUGGUAGUGAUACUCAAAACAAACCUGGUCGUGAUGCUCAAAACAAACCUGGUAGUGAUACUCCAAACAAACCUGGUAGUGAUACUUCAAACAAACCUGGUAGUGAUACUCAAAACAAACCUGGUAGUGAUACUCCAAACAACACUGGUCGUGAUACUCCAAACAAACCUGGUAUUGAUACUCCAAACAAACCUGGUAGUGAUACUCCAAACAACAGUGGUAGUGAUACUCUAAACAAACCUGGUAUUGAUACUCCAAACAAACCUGGUAGUGAUACUCCAAACAACACUGGUCGUGAUACUACAAACAAACCUGGUCGUGAUACUCCAAACAAACCUGGUAGUGAUACUCCAAACAAAUCUGGUAGUGAUACUCCAAACAACAGUGGUAGUGAUACUCCAAACAAACCUGGUAUUGAUACUCCAAACAAACCUGGUAGUGAUACUCCAAACAACACUGGUAGUGAUACUCCAAACAAAACUGGUAGUGAUACUCAAAACAAAACUGGUCGUGAUACUCAAAACAAACCUGGUAGUGAUACUUCAAACAAACCUGGUAUUGAUACUCCAAACAACAGUGGUAGUGAUACUCUAAACAAACCUGGUAUUGAUACUCCAAACAAAUCUGGUAGUGAUACUCAAAACAACAGUGGUAGUGAUACUCCAAACAAACCUGGUAUUGAUACUCCACACAAAUCUGGUAGUGAUACUCAAAACAACAGUGGUAGUGAUACUCCACACAAACCUGGUAUUGAUACUCCAAACAAAUCAGGUAGUGAUACUCAAAACAACAGUGGUAGUGAUACUCCAAACAAACCUGCUAUUGAUACUCCAAACAAACCUGGUAGUGAUUAUCCAAACAAAACUGGUAGUGAUACUCCAAACAACCCUGGUAGUGAUACUCCAAACAAACCUGGGAGUGAUACUACAAGCAACAGUGGUCGUGAUACUCCAAACAAACCUGGUAUUGAUACUCCAAACAAAUCAGGUAGUGAUACUCAAAACAACAGUGGUAGUGAUACUCCAAACAAACCUGGGAGUGAUACUACAAGCAACAGUGGUCGUGAUACUCCAAACAAACCUGGUAUUGAUACUCCACACAAAUCUGGUAGUGAUACUCAAAACAACAGUGGUAGUGAUACUCCACACAAACCUGGUAUUGAUACUCCAAACAACAGUGUUGUUUGGAGUGGUAGUUAUACUCUAAACAAACCUGGUAUUGAUACUCCACACAAAUCUGGUAGUGAUACUCAAAACAACAGUGGUAGUGAUACUCCACACAAACCUGGUAUUGAUACUCCAAACAACAGUGGUAGUUAUACUCUAAACAAACCUGGUAUUGAUACUCCACACAAAUCUGGUAGUGAUACUCAAAACAACAGUGGUAGUGAUACUCCAAACAAAACUGGUAGUGAUACUCAAAACAAACAUGGUAGUGAUACUCCAAACAACAGUGGUAGUGAUACUACAAACAACACUGGUAGUGAUACUCCAAACAACACUGGUAGUGAUACUCCAAACAAACCUGGUAGUGAUACUUCAAACAAACCUGGUAGUGAUACUCCAAACAACACUGGUAGUGAAAACAUGGUAGUGAUACUCCAAACAACAGUGGUAGUGAUACUACAAACAAACCUGGUAGUGAUACUCCAAACAACAGUGGUAGUGAUGCUCCAAACAACAGUGGUAGUGAUACUUCAAACAACAGUGGUAGUGGUGCUCCAAACAACACUGGUAGUGAUACUCGAAAACAACAGUGGUAGUGUUGCUCCAAACAAACCUGGUAUUGAUACUCCAAACAACAGUGGUAGUGAUACUUCAAACAACAGUGGUAAUGAUACUACAAACAACACUGGUCGUGAUACUCAAAACAAACCUGGUAGUGAAACUUCAAACAAACCUGGUAGUGAUACUCCAAACAAACCUGGUAGUGAUACUCCAAACAAACCUGGUAGUGAUACUCCAAACAACACUGGUAGUGAUACUCCAAACAACACUGGUAGUGAUACUACAAACAACAUCGGUAGUGAUACUCCAAACAAACCUGGUAGUGAUACUCCAAACAACUCUGGUAGUGAUACUACAAACAAACCUAGUAGGGAUACGACAAACAACACUGGUAGUGAUAUUACAAACAAACCUGGUAGUGAUACUCCAAACAAACCUGGUAGUGAUACUACAAACAAACCUAGUAGUGAUACGACAAACAACACUGGUAGUGAUACUACAAACAAACCUAGUAGUGAUACUACAAACAACACUGGUAGUGAUAUUACAAACAAACCUGGUAGUGAUACUCCAAACAACACUGGUAGUGAUACUCCAAACAACAGUGGAUGUGAUACUCAAAACAAACCUGGAAGUGAUACUCCAAACAAACCUGGUAGUGAUUAUCCAAACAAAACUGGUAGUGAUCCUCCAAACAACACUGGUAGUGAUUAUCCAAACCAAACUGGUAGUGAUACUCCGAACAACACUGGUAAUGAUACUCAAAGCAAACAUGGUAGUGAUACUCCAAACAACACUGGUAGUGGUACUCAAAACAAACCUGGUAGUGAUACUACAAACAAACCUGGUAGUGAUACCCCAAACAACAGUGGAUGUGAUACUUAA